Macadamia integrifolia is the source of this 1564-nucleotide messenger RNA. Its product is annotated as GDSL esterase/lipase At3g26430-like. The transcript is spliced from 5 exons. Gene Ontology annotation, molecular function: hydrolase activity, acting on ester bonds. The record is from RefSeq and is a predicted model, not a curated record. NCBI's taxonomy places the organism in Eukaryota, Viridiplantae, Streptophyta, Magnoliopsida, Proteales, Proteaceae. The coding region runs from base 94 to 1284 and encodes 396 amino acids.
CUUUACCACUACCCACUUCUCAACUCUCUUUCUCUAACUUCACUUCUCUUCCAUUAGUUUCUUGCCUUCUUCCUUUCAUUCUUCUUUGUUUCCAUGGAUUGCUAUCAGCUCUUCAGAUUGGUUGUUGUUGUGAGUUGUGCUUUAGUUUCAGUGAUGAUCACAUCCUUUCCAGAAACAAGUUUGGUGUUUGGGUUGAGCCAGCGGACGCCAUGCGAGUUCGAUGCAAUCUUCAACUUUGGUGACUCAAAUUCCGAUACCGGUGGCCUCUCUGCGGCAUUUGGACAAGCACCUCCACCCAAUGGGGAAACCUAUUUCCAUGCCCCCGCUGGACGAUACUCUGAUGGUCGUCUUGUAAUCGAUUUCAUAGCGGAGAGCUUAGGACUACCUUAUCUGAAUGCCUACCUUGAUUCAGUGGGGUCUAACUUCACUCAUGGAGCUAAUUUUGCAACUGCUGCAUCAACAAUUAGACCACAAAAUAUAACUCUCUCACAAGGUGGGUUUAGUCCUUUCUCCCUAAACGUUCAAUUCUAUCAGUUCAACGAUUUUCAUCGAAGAUCUCAAGAGGCUCGUCGACAAGGAUUUGUUUGGCAGGAAUUGAUGCCCACGGAAGAGAGCUUCUCUCGUGCCUUGUACACAUUUGACAUCGGUCAGAAUGAUCUAACGGCUGGCUACUUCCUUAACAUGUCGAUUGACCAAGUUAGGGCAUACGUCCCUGAUUUACUAGAUCAGUUCACUACUAUCAUAAAGUAUAUAUAUGGGGAAGGAGGGAGGUCCUUCUGGAUACACAACACAGGCCCAGUGGGCUGCCUUCCCUACAUUAUGGAUCGGUUGCUCAUCACAGCUGCACAAGUAGAUAAAGCUGGGUGUGCCAGUCCCUUCAAUGAGGUGGCUCAGUUCUUCAAUAUCAGAUUAAAAGAGGCUAUGGCUCAACUCAGGAAAGAUCUCCCAUUGGCUUCCAUUACCUAUGUAGAUGUUUAUUCUGUCAAGUACUUCCUCAUCAGCAAGGCCUCCAAGCAUGGGUUUGAACUCCCUCUUGUAGCUUGCUGUGGGCAUGGUGGGAAGUACAACUACAACAGGCACAUGGGCUGUGGAUCAAAGAUUAUGAAAAAUGGAAAACAGAUUCUGCUUGGGCGAUCUUGCAAAGAUCCAUCGGUUCGGAUCAACUGGGAUGGAGUUCAUUACACCGAAGCUGCAAACAAAUGGGUUUUUGACCGGAUCGUCGAUGGAUCGUAUUCUGACCCGCCCAUGCCAUUGAAAAUGGCCUGUCAUUGGGUUGCCAACUGACUUGAUUCCUUGUCAUUAAAAGUUUUUUUUUUUCCCUCGCUCUACCAACAACUAUAAAUUCUGGAUAAAAAAAAUUGAUUUUUUUUUUUUUUUCACUCUAAGAAAUUUCGAUGAAAGUUGAAUGCUUCUAAUUCAACCAUGGUAUGAUCAUAUCCAUGUAAUUAUGGGGUCAAUAUAGACCCGUGGGACUAGUCAAGCCAGACUGUGAUACUUAUUAUUUAAAAAAAAAAAAAACCAUUGGGACAAGGGUCUUAGGCCCAAUGCUUUUUCUUGCCAAACA